This is a messenger RNA of Pichia membranifaciens NRRL Y-2026, 1656 nucleotides long. RefSeq lists its product as hypothetical. Gene Ontology annotation, biological process: tRNA wobble base 5-methoxycarbonylmethyl-2-thiouridinylation. The record is from RefSeq and is a predicted model, not a curated record. NCBI's taxonomy places the organism in Eukaryota, Fungi, Ascomycota, Pichiomycetes, Pichiales, Pichiaceae. The transcript has a single exon. Gene Ontology annotation, molecular function: acyltransferase activity, transferring groups other than amino-acyl groups; iron-sulfur cluster binding. Gene Ontology annotation, cellular component: elongator holoenzyme complex; cytoplasm; nucleus. The coding region runs from base 1 to 1656 and encodes 551 amino acids.
AUGCCGAAAGGACCUAAGACACACCAGAAGCUUCCUUCUGAGAAGGAGAGAUUCAUCCAGGCCUGUGCAGACAUAUCGUUAGAACUUGUGUCUUCGCUGGGAACAUCUAAAGAGGUCAAUCUUAACGGAGUAAUCAUCAAAUUCUCGAAGAAAUACAAGCUCAAGCAGCAGCCACGGCUUACCGAUGUUAUCAACUCAAUCCCGGACCAGUACAGGAAGUACCUGCUCCCAAAACUCAAGGCGAAGCCCGUGCGUACGGCGUCUGGAGUGGCCGUUGUGGCCGUUAUGUCGAAACCACACAGAUGUCCCCAUAUCGCAUACACCGGUAACAUUUGUGUGUACUGCCCUGGUGGUCCAGACUCGGAUUUUGAGUACUCUACGCAGUCGUACACGGGUUACGAACCGACCUCAAUGCGGGCAAUCAGAGCUAGAUACGACCCCUACGAACAGUCCAGAGGCCGUAUAGAACAAUUGAGACAGCUAGGACACAGUAUAGACAAGGUCGAGUACAUUAUCAUGGGUGGUACCUUUAUGUCGUUGCCAAAGGAUUAUCGGGAGGAGUUCAUAGUGCAGUUGCACAACGCCCUAACGGGAUACAACGGUACGGACUUGGACGAAGCGGUGGCCUUUUCGCAGCAAUCACAAACAAAGUGUGUGGGUAUCACGAUAGAAACCCGACCAGACUACUGUACUGAGACCCACUUAGAUGACAUGCUUCGCUAUGGUUGCACGAGGUUGGAACUUGGUGUUCAGUCUGUCUACGAAGAUGUUGCAAGAGAUACUAAUAGAGGUCACACCGUGAAAGCUGUUUGUGAAACUUUUGCGUACGCAAAAGAUGCAGGGUACAAGGUGGUUUCUCACAUGAUGCCAGAUUUGCCUAACGUAGGGAUGGAGAGAGACUUGGAACAAUUUAAGGAGUAUUUUGAAAAUCCUGCGUUCAGAACCGACGGUUUGAAGAUCUACCCUACACUAGUCAUUAGAGGUACUGGUUUGUACGAGUUAUGGAAAAACGGGUUGUACAAGUCAUACAAUGCAAACAUGUUGAUAGACUUAGUGGCCAGAAUCAUGGCCUUGGUUCCUCCAUGGACAAGAAUUUAUAGAGUCCAAAGAGAUAUCCCAAUGCCUUUGGUGACUUCGGGUGUGGAGAACGGUAACUUGAGGGAGUUGGCCUUGGCCAGAAUGAAGGACUUUGGUACCUCUUGCAGAGAUGUGAGAACCAGAGAAGUGGGUAUACAGGAGGUGCAUCACAAAAUACAGCCCGACCAGGUUGAACUCAUCAGAAGAGACUACUACGCCAACGGUGGUUGGGAAACAUUCCUCUCAUACGAGGACCCUAGACAGGAUAUAUUGAUUGGGUUGCUUCGUUUAAGGAAGGCUUCCAAGAGAUACACAUACAGAAAAGAAUUCAAGAAGCAGCAAACAAGUAUUGUCAGAGAAUUACACGUUUAUGGUUCUGUUGUUCCACUUCAUUCAAGAGAUCCAAGAAAAUUCCAACAUCAAGGGUUUGGUACAUUGUUGAUGGAAGAAGCCGAAAGAAUUGCCAAGGAAGAACAUGGCUCUUCCAAAAUCAGUGUCAUUUCCGGUGUGGGUGUGAGAAACUAUUAUAGAAGAUUGGGGUAUGAGUUAGACGGGGUCUACAUGUCUAAAUCUAUAUAA